GUUUGCCUUGUCUCACACGUGCUUCUCAACGAUGAGUUGCUCAUGUCGUAUCGCCGCCUGGCGGACGUUCGCGCGGGGCCUCGCACAAAUUCAUCGACCAGAAACUUCUCCAGCAGCGCAUUUUCAAUGGCCGGCCCAUCGUCGCGUGACAGUGUUUGGCCAGAGCCGCGGACUUCACUCUUCGAAAUUUCAUAAACAAGAUGGAGCGGCCAUGGCAGUAGCCACGGAGAAACAUGGAGAGGUGGAGUCACAAAACACCGGCACAAGUGUGGAGGAUACACAUGCAGCUACGACGAAAUCUCUGGACGAGACCACACUACGAGAAGAUGUCGAGACGGAUAAGCAGUCGGUUGAAAGAACACGGGUGAAGAAGGACAGACAUAGGAAUAGAAGGGCUGUUGCUGCGGACGAUACAGAGUCGUCCAUUAUCGAGGAGCAUGAUUCACACGGCACGGUAUCAAUAGCAAGACGAGAGCGAACGGCCGAAUUGACACCCAUGGAUUUACCGCCCACAGAUUCCACAGACGCUGCUUCCACACCAAGGCGAAGAAAUCAAGAACCAUGGCAGCUCCAAAAAGCAGCCCUCAAAGAGAAAUUCCCCGAAGGCUGGCAGCCGCGCAAACGUCUCUCGCCAGACGCCCUGGCCGGAAUCCGAGCCCUCAACGCCCAAUUCCCAGACAUUUACACGACGGAAGCCCUCGCGGACAAGUUCCAAGUCUCGAGCGAGGCCAUACGCAGAAUCCUAAAGAGCCACUGGCGGCCGUCCUCGCAGGAGGAAGAGGACCGGCAGCAGCGAUGGUUCCGGCGCGGCAAGCAGGUGUGGGAGCAGAAGGCCGCGCUGGGGAUCAAGCCGCCGCAGAGGUGGCGCAUGGAGGGCAUCGCGCGAGAUCCGGGCUAUCACGAGUGGAGCAAGAAGGUGUCGCAGCGGGAGAAGGAGUGGGAGGAGGAGGAGAAUCGAAAGUAUCGGGCGUAUUUGGAGAAGAAGAAGAAAAAGACGGAAUUCAAGAAGGGAUGGUGAUAGUUAUAUGUGUCCUACAUCAUGAUGGGGCUAUAUAUACGUGUACGAAAUACAGGGAGUUGGUGGGAAAUGAAUUAGACGACGACAGCAUGGAUAGAGAGACUCGACUCUGCUCUGGGUAUAUAUCACGGCAUCACUUGAAGCAUGGACUUUUUUUUUUUU
Molecule: messenger RNA, 1180 nt
Organism: Trichoderma asperellum CBS 433.97
Lineage: Eukaryota; Fungi; Ascomycota; Sordariomycetes; Hypocreales; Hypocreaceae
Cellular component (GO): nucleus
Source: RefSeq, a predicted model, not a curated record